Molecule: messenger RNA, 1017 nt
Organism: Fusarium subglutinans
Lineage: Eukaryota; Fungi; Ascomycota; Sordariomycetes; Hypocreales; Nectriaceae
Exons: 4
Coding region: 1-1017 (338 amino acids)
Source: RefSeq, a predicted model, not a curated record
AUGACAAGCAGAACCUCGAUAAAUGACCGCAAGUCUAGAAAACGAGAGCUGGAUCGUAAAUCCCAGCGAUUAGCCCGCCAACGAACAAGAAGUCGUAUGGCACAUCUCGAAACAUUGGUGGCUAGUUUCCAAGAGGCAGACGAGGAUGCUCGCUUCUCCUCUCUGAUCGAACAGCUCUCCGAGUUGACCAACUUCUUUCCAUUACGUUCUUCUGGGAUUGAGAAUGCCGACAGUGCUCCAUCAAGGAACAGUAGCGACGGGGCCCAGGCUGGGCAUAACCCUGAGUCCCUGGAUAUAGAUCAUCUUCUGUUCCAGCUACCUCCUCUAUCCCAAGACUUCUUUCACGCUGCGCUUCCACAGGUUGCCCCACUAGAAUGUGAAUGCAUGCUCGGGACAUCGUACGACACAGGCUCGACGCUUAGCAUCUGGCGCCAACUCAAUGAUCUCUACCAGCCAUUGGUCCACGCAGACCUCGCAGCGGAGGACAGAGAAAGCGAAGAUUCAAUUAUCCGUGCCGUGCUAUACGGGUGGAAUAGUGUCGGUGCAGCGGGACGAGCGCUAACCACUUACCGUACGCUCCGCACCGUAGAUGAGCUUCACGGUGUGAAGCCCAAUCCUACCGACCGACUGGCUCUAUUGGGAGUGAUGCGUCUGAUGCUGAUAAGCCAGAGCAGCACAAGAAAAGCCGAGCUACCACGUUGGCUCCAAGCCAGGCCAUCUCAGAACCUUCCUCAUGCAGCCGCUAUCGACUUUGUCUUCUGGCCCGGUGUGCGAGAGCGUAUGGUCUUCUCGGAGCAUGAAUACUGCAGCGGCUCUUUUUGGCGCGGUGCGUAUUCGAGCACAAGGCUCAUAUGGCCUCUCAGACUGUCUGAUGCCUAUGUACUGAACUCGGUGACUGGUAAAUUUCACUUUUCGCCGUCCUUCCGCAUGUUUAUUCGGGAUCUGAGGAACUGGACUGUCUCACCCGAGUUUUUAAAACAAUAUCCAGAGCUACACAAUGAUAUCAAAGGAUACUGA